Molecule: messenger RNA, 495 nt
Organism: Lachnellula hyalina
Lineage: Eukaryota; Fungi; Ascomycota; Leotiomycetes; Helotiales; Lachnaceae
Exons: 1
Coding region: 1-495 (164 amino acids)
Source: RefSeq, a predicted model, not a curated record
AUGGACCCCCUCUCAGAGCUCGAGCGAAUGGCCCAAAACGCCACAGCCAGCUCUCCCAGCCCGCCCACCGAAGCCUGCAUCUCCCGCUGGCAGCACCUAUUCCAGUACACGCGAUCCGAAGCCCAGAUCCUAAUCGCCACGCACCGUAGCGACGUGACGCGUAUCCGGAUCCCGGACUCGCACUGGGCGCUGGUGCGCGAAGAGCGCGAGGCGGCGGGCUAUGACCGCGAGACGUACGAGCACAGUCUGCAGUUGAAAGACGUGUUGAAUGCGCAGAGCACGGUUGUGCAUGAUGGCGAGGGCAAGGCAUGGUGCUUGAUCCGGCUGGGGGGCCUGUUGGGCAGCGCGGAGAAGGUGCGGGAUGUUGCGGGGUUGGGGGAGGUUCCGGGGGUUACGGAGGGGUGGAAUGAGAUGGGGAUGGUGAGGUUUUGUAUGGUUGAUGAGGAGGCGAAGAAGAAUAUUGAGAGGUGGGUUGAGCAGCAGCAGGUGCUGUGA